UGAUGGCUUCAAUUUAUAUGAAUGCGUCAUUUUCCUAAUCAUAUAUCCUGAUAAAUUGAAUCAUUUCGAUAAUGUUUGGAUUAACUGGAAAAUUUCAAAGACGUCGUGAAUCUGAUUUCGAACAAGAAUCCAAUUUAACAAUUAAUCCAAAAAAUAGCUACCAAAAAUCAAAAUAUGAAAGAGAGAAUGGAUAUAAAAAUGAAUCAAAAUGGUCUUCCAAUUGGAGCAAUGAUACAUCGAAUGCAUCAUCAGGACAUCCUAUAACAUUUGAAGUAGCAAGCAGCAGUAAAAGAUGGCUUUUAUGUAUGCUUAUUACUGUAUCUGUAUUACUUCUUUUACUCAUUAUUACCAUAAUAAUCGCAUAUGCUACAAAUUUGUUAAUUAUCAAAUUUCCACCAUCAUCACCAAUAUCAUCUACAACAUAUCAACCAGAACCAAUUACUUUUACUCCAUUAUCUACCCUUCAACCUUUUCCACCUUUAUUUCCCACUCCGUUACCACCAUAUAAGCCACCUAUCAUUACAAUGUUACCAUUUCCAACAGAUCGACUUCAAAAACGAGUAUUUCUCUGCCAGAUGUAUUUAUUAAAUCAAGCUAAUGAAGCUUAUGCAAAUCAUAAUAGCUUCGAGUAUCAUCAAACAUCUCAAAGGAUUCAGAAUGCGAUAGAUAAUCAACUUAAGCCAACACCUUUACGGCCGUACCUGGAAAACGUUCACGUAUGGUAUUUAUACAACAGUGGUCCUCAUCUUGCCGUAGAAUUUUCACUCAUAAUGCUUAUACCAUCACAUGCAAAUAUUGGUUUAACAUCUGUCAAAAAUGUUUUCCUCAGUAUAUUACCGGGAAUUGAAGAUCAACUGAAUGGUACCUAUAUCGACAGAAAUAGCAUUUCGAUACAGUAUCUUCAUAUUUAAUUUUUGUUUCUUUUUCUUUUCUCUUUUUUUCUACUCGGUAUUUCAUAUUGUAAAUCUAUUAUUUUUG
This is a messenger RNA of Loa loa (African eye worm), 978 nucleotides long. RefSeq lists its product as hypothetical. Lineage: Eukaryota; Metazoa; Nematoda; Chromadorea; Rhabditida; Onchocercidae. The transcript is spliced from 6 exons. The coding region runs from base 72 to 911 and encodes 279 amino acids. The record is from RefSeq and is a predicted model, not a curated record.